Rhododendron vialii is the source of this 2126-nucleotide messenger RNA. Its product is annotated as wall-associated receptor kinase-like 8. Lineage: Eukaryota; Viridiplantae; Streptophyta; Magnoliopsida; Ericales; Ericaceae. Gene Ontology annotation, biological process: cell surface receptor signaling pathway; protein phosphorylation. Gene Ontology annotation, cellular component: plasma membrane. The transcript has 4 exons. The record is from RefSeq and is a predicted model, not a curated record. The coding region runs from base 412 to 2088 and encodes 558 amino acids. Gene Ontology annotation, molecular function: protein serine/threonine kinase activity; calcium ion binding; ATP binding.
UCUUUCAAUCCACCCAAACCUUUUAUUAACAGCAUCAAUCUGGAAGUGCUGCAUAUUUCACUAAAUGGGACUGUCCAAUCAACUGUCCAAGUUAACAAUCCAGUUAUCACUUACAAUUGUUCCAGUAGAGCCGACGGUAAAGACGUUGACUUGCGGGCGACACCGUUUUCGUUCUCUGACACGUACAGUAGAUUCACAGCCUCAGCUUAUAACAACCUCGCGCUAAUAACCGAUGGAUUGACCAUUGUAACCGGUUGCCAGUCGAUUUGCAACGUUGAAUCUUUGAGCGAAACUGGUUUCUGUGGGAUCAACUGCUGCCAGAUCACAAUACCUCCUUCCCUUAAGUUCAUUAACGCCUCCCUAAGAAGCAUCGAUCCCAACAGCAAUCAAGACGAUUGCAAGCACGCAUUCAUGGUUGACUACCAAUGGUUUAGCGAUAAAGACAUCUUUAAUGUAAGGGAUAUGGAAUAUGUUCCUGCAGUGCUGGAUUGGGCUUUGAAUGGGACGUGCAAUAUGAGUGAAAGUUUCUGUGGCGUUAAUGCUCACUGCUUAUACGAUAAUGCCAGUAGUUCGAGGAGCGCCGAAUGCUUUUGUGAUAAAGGCUAUGAAGGGAACCCUUAUCUUCUUAGUGGAUGUCAAGAUAUUGAUGAGUGCAGCGAUCCUAAUCUCAAACGUUGUGAGGGAUUUUGCUUGAAUACUCCUGGGGACUACAAUUGUUCUUGCCCCGAUGGGUAUCUCUCUGUUGAUUUUGUUAAUGGUACUAAAAUACAAAAUAUAUGCUGGCCGGAAUGGUUCCGGCGUAACAACGGCAAUUCUCGGACCAAAGUGAUUAUUAUUGCAAGUACUUUCUCAAGUCUGGGAGCUUUACUUCUACUAAUUUGUAUGUGGUGGUUGUACCGAGAAGUCAAUAGAAGAAAGGAAGCAAAGCUCAAGGAAAAAUUCUUCAAACGAAAUGGUGGUUUGUUAUUACAGCAGCAGUUAUCAUCAGACCAGGGUAAUCUUGAGACAACCAAGUUAUUCACAUCGAAGGAGUUGGAGAAGGCAACAGACAAUUACAAUGCUAAUCGAAUCCUUGGCCAGGGAGGCCAAGGGACUGUUUACAAGGGGAUGUUAACAGAUGGGAGCAUCGUAGCGAUUAAAAAGUCAAAAGCAUUGAAUGAAGUCAACCUUGAGCCGUUUGUCAAUGAGGUGGUCAUUUUAUCCAAAAUAAACAAAAGAAAUAUUGUUAAGCUAUUUGGAUGUUGUUUGGAGACAGAAGUUCCUAUGCUGGUUUAUGAAUUCAUCCCUAAUGGAAACCUUUCCCAGUGUCUCCGUGACCAAAAUGAAGAAUUUCCUCUUACCUGGGAUUUGCGAUUACAGAUCGCUACAGAAAUUGCAGGAGCUCUAUAUUACCUUCACUCAUCAGCUUCCAUAGCCAUCUACCAUCGGGACAUCAAGUCCGCAAACAUACUCUUGGAUGAAAAAUUCAGAGCAAAAGUCUCCGAUUUUGGCAUUUCAAGGUCAAUUUCUGUUGAUAACACUCACUUGACCACGGCAGUGCAGGGUACCUUCGGCUACUUGGAUCCGGAGUACUUCCAGUCCAGCCAAUUCACAGAAAAGAGCGAUGUUUACAGCUUUGGGGUGGUACUUGUUGAGCUCCUUACUGGAAAAAAACCGAUUUUGUCAGGCAAGUCUAAUGAAGGGGGAAGCCUAAUAGCAUACUUCCUAUUGACAAUGAAGGAGAACCGGUUGUAUGAUAUUCUCGAUGCUCGAGUUGUGAAAGAGGGUGGAGAAAAAGAGAUUUUGGCAGUCGCUAAUAUUGCGAAAAGAUGCUUGUACUUGAAUGGAAGCAGCAGGCGGACAAUGAAAGAGGUGGUAAUGGAGUUGGAUGGGAUCAGAAUGUCAAAUGGGGCAACCGCCACUGUUAAACAAAGUUGUGGUAACGUAGAGUAUGCAACAGAGGAUGACCUUACUGGACCUCAGGAGGCUGUUUCUACUUCGACAGGUUCAUCUUAUCGCGCAAUGGAUAUUGAAUUACCUCUGUUACUUGACAAAUCCUCUGGCUCACUGUCAUUAAGUGUUGGUAAUCAUAAUAUCUGUUGUUUUUGAGGUGUCUUGUAUCAUACUCUACAAUCGAUGCUCCAACA